This is a messenger RNA of Zalophus californianus (California sea lion), 2882 nucleotides long. RefSeq names its product ring finger protein 207 (gene RNF207). The transcript is spliced from 18 exons. Gene Ontology annotation, molecular function: zinc ion binding; transmembrane transporter binding; Hsp70 protein binding. Gene Ontology annotation, cellular component: perinuclear region of cytoplasm. NCBI's taxonomy places the organism in Eukaryota, Metazoa, Chordata, Mammalia, Carnivora, Otariidae. Bases 36 to 2096 code for a protein of 686 amino acids. Gene Ontology annotation, biological process: regulation of cardiac muscle contraction; regulation of heart looping. The record is from RefSeq and is a predicted model, not a curated record.
ACACGCCCCGCCGCCUUCCUGAGCUCUCCCAGAAGAUGUCGGGAGCUAUCUUCGCGCCCCUGGAGGGCCUGGGAGCCCUGGACGCUGCGAGCGGCCACCCGCUGGUGUGCCCGCUGUGCCACGCACAGUUCGAGCGCCCGUGCCUGCUGGACUGCUUCCACGACUUCUGCGCCGGCUGCCUGCGCGGCCGCGCCACCGAUGGCCGCCUCGCCUGCCCGCUGUGCCAACACCAGACGGUGGUGAAGGGCCCCAGCGGGCUCCCUCCGGUGGAUCGGCUGCUGCAGUUCCUGGUGGACAGCUCAGGGGAUGGCACGGAGGUGGUGCACUGUGCCAACUGUGACCUGGAGUGCAGCAAGCAGGCAGGGAUGCCUGGGGGUGGGCCGGGACCGAGGGUGCCAGGUUUGACGGCCCUGAUGCUCCCUGAUGCGCUCAACAUGUCCUUAGACCAUUACCCGUCAGUGGAUUCUCCAACACCUAAGGCACCCUGGAUCCCAAAUGUGGGCCCCAUUUUACAGGAUGCAGAGACCACGUACUUCUGCAACACGUGCGGGCAGCCGCUGUGCGCGCGCUGCCGCGAUGAAACGCACCGGGCACGCAUGUUCGCGCGCCACGACAUCGUGGCCCUGGGCCAGCGCAGCCGCGAUGUGCUCCAGAAGUGCACGCUUCACGCGGAGCCCUACAUCAUGUUCUCCACCGACAAGAAGUCGCUGCUGUGCAUCCGCUGCUUCCGGGACAUGCAGGGGGAGAGCCGGGCGCACUGCGUGGACCUCGAGUCAGCCUACGUGCAGGGCUGCGAGCGGCUGGAGCAGGCGGUGCUGGCCGUGAAGGCCCUGCAGACGGCCACACGCGAGGCCAUCGCGCUGCUGCAGGCGAUGGUGGAGGAGGUGCGGCGCAGCGCGGCGGAGGAGGAGGCCGCCAUCCACGCCCUCUUCGGCAGCAUGCAGGACAAACUGGCAGAGAGGAAAACGCUGUUGCUGCAGGCUGUGCAGAGCCAAUACGAAGAGAAGGACAAGGCGUUCAAGGAGCAGCUGUCCCACCUGGCCACUCUAUUGCCCACCCUGCAGGUUCACCUGGUCAUCUGCUCUUCCUUCCUCAGCUUGGCCAAUAAGGCUGAGUUUCUGGACCUGGGCUAUGAGCUGAUGGAGAGGCUGCAGGGCAUCGUCACACGUCCCCAGCACCUCCGGCCAGCACAGAACAGCAAGAUCACCAGCGACCACCGCGCCGAGUUUGCGCGCUGCCUGGAGCCGCUGCUGCUGCUGGGGCCGCGCCGGGUGACAGGUGCUGGGGGCGGCGCCAACACACUAGCAGCGGGCUCAGGCCCCAAGGUGCUGAUGGGGCCCAGCUGCCCUUCCCCAGUGGGAAAGAUGUUGGGGUCGCCGGUCCAAAAGCCCACGCUGCACCGGUCCAUCAGCACCAAGGUGCUGCUGGCGGAGGGGGAGGAUACACCGUUCACAGAGCACUGCCGCCACUAUGAGGACUCCUACCGGCGCCUGCAGGCAGAGAUGCAGAACCUGAAGGACCAGGUACAAGAGUUGCACCGGGACCUCACCAAGCACCACUCGCUCAUCAAGGCAGAGAUCAUGGGAGACAUCCUGCACAAGUCCCUGCAGGUGGACGUGCAGAUUGCCUCGGAGUACGCUUCCCUGGAGGGGAUGAGAGCAGUCUUCCAGGAGAUUUGGGAGGAAUCCUACCAGCGGGUGGCUAACGAGCAGGAGAUUUACGAAGCCCAGCUCCAUGACCUUCUCCAGCUGAAGCAGGAGAAUGCCUACCUGACCACCAUCACCAAGCAGAUCACGCCCUAUGUCCGCUCCAUUGCCAAGGUGAAGGAGCGGCUGGAGCCCAGGCUUCAGGCGCCAGCAGACGAACAGUCGGAGCACCUACAAAACACGUGUGAUGACAGCGCCAACGGUGAGACUCAGGCCAGGAAUGACCCGGUGAGUGUCACAGAGAAGAGAGAGAAAACAUCAGAACGUAGAGGGAACGGCCGGACUCUGAACAGCCUCACAGAAGAGCCUCCACUGAAGAAUAAAGACCCUCAUAGACCCAGACAGAAGAACGGGGGUGAUAUCCCCACACGGAGAGAGCGCCCGACUUAGCAAAUGGGACUGGUCCUGAGGGGUGGGUAUUUUACAGCCUGCACAUCAAGACUGGGAUAUUUAAGAAAACGUUGUUCCCAUCAUGAAACACAGGGUAAUCACUAGACAGCAGAAGACCCCAGAAACUCUGACAGGUCCUCAUUUCAGAUUGUUUCGCCUGAGCUGAGCUUCACUCUUCCCUGUGUUCGCACUGCACGAAGUCUUGGUCCCCAUCACGCAGCUGCGGACGGCAUCCCAGUCCACAUGGAAAAGCCCUUCGCUGCUCUGGCACCCCCUUAGCGUCUGCAUGCGGGGACCCGCACUCCCAUCAGCCCGCACCAGUCCAAACUUGAGAUAAGGAGACUCCAGCACUGUGCAGCACUGGCCCUGCUGAAUCGCCACACUGUGAGAGCGUAGCCAACACCACAGACGGGAUUACACAGCAUCACCUGGCGGGGGACACGAAGUUGAUCAGGGUCAGUGUCCCGACACCGAGAACUUCAGCAGCACCUGCUUCUCCUGAAUAUCCACAGAGGACUUCCUGCCAAGGGCCCCAGAGACUCUCAAAAUACUAUUAGUGUCUUUGAGAACUGAAACCAUUCACUGAAACCUUACCCCUACUUUUACAUCAGAGCUAAACACUCAUCACUUUAGUUUUUUUCCAGACACUUUUCUGUUGUUCCUCUUAUGUGAGAGAGAUCUAAAAAUUAAAAGAUCAACUUUUCAUGGGACGCCUGGGUGGCUGAGUCAGUUAAGCGCUGCUUUCGGCUCAGGUCAUGAUCCCAGGAUCCUGGGAUCGAGCCCCGC